Messenger RNA from Meleagris gallopavo (turkey), 4089 nucleotides. Lineage: Eukaryota; Metazoa; Chordata; Aves; Galliformes; Phasianidae. The record is from RefSeq and is a predicted model, not a curated record.
UCCUAUAAUUGCUUUCUGCAGAAUCACUCCAAAAGAAGCUCUGCUGGCAGGAUGCUGCUCUCCCUGCUCUCCCCCCGCGUGAGCUGGCCUGCACGAUGCCUGCUUUGUGACUUGCACCGGUGGGGGCUGCGUGGGCAGAGGAGGGCUGGCUGUCCCCGCAGAGGUGUGCAAACCACACGGACAGCCAGCAGCCACCACGUCAGCCCUGUCUUCACCAAGGCUUUGACUUUCGGCGAUAAAGUCGCCGUCGUUGACCAAAAUGGUGAGCACACAUACAGGGAGCUUUUCUGCCAGAGCCUCCGUCUGUCCCAGGAGAUCUGUAGAGUCCUGCAGUGCUCCAGCAGGGACUUGAAGGAGGAGAGGAUAUCAUUUUUGUGCCCCAAUGAUGCCUCGUAUGUGAUUGCCCAGUGGGCUUCUUGGAUGAGUGGAGGCAUAGCAGUUCCCCUGUACAAGAAGCACCCUGUGCAGCAGCUGGAGUAUGUGAUUGAGGAUUCGCAGAGCGCUCUCGUCGUCGCAACGGAUGAAUACGUGGGGAAAAUAUCUCCUAGUGCUGAGAAGCUGGGAGUCCCAGUGCUGCCACUCAGGUUUCAUAGCAGUGGAUCUGCAGACCAUACAGCGGUGGAAGACGUGCCCCUGGCAUCCAGUGCUUCCUGGAAGGACAGGGGAGCCAUGAUAAUCUACACGAGUGGGACAACGGGGAGACCAAAGGGUGUCCUCAGCACCCACGAGAAUGUGCAGGCAGUGACCACAGGGCUGGUUGAAAAAUGGGAGUGGAAGAAAGAAGAUGUUAUUCUGCACGUGCUGCCUUUGCAUCAUGUCCACGGGGUGAUCAAUAAGCUGCUCUGUCCUCUCUGGGUGGGAGCGACGUGCAUCAUGCUGCCCGAAUUCAGCGCGCAGAUGGUAAGCCUGGAGGGACUGUGUGCUGUCUUUGAAAUUCAGCAGCAAGACCCCAUGUGCUGUAAUUAGAGCAACUCUGCAAAGAAGUUCUUAGACAGUUCCAACCUUUUUGGCUGCUGGCUGCGUGCGGUUCACAAACUGGUAAAAACCCUUUCUGUUGGACGCUCAGGGUGGGGUAAGUGUGCUCUGCUGGAGGUUACAGCUUGUUUGAGUGUGACAGACAUAAACACGACACCGUGCUGCUCCUCCUUGGUGUGUUGGAGGUCUCAUGUUGGGGGUGAUCUAUUCUCAGUACCCGCUAAGAUCAUCCACACCCAGAAUAAGGGUUGUUAAUUUUCUCAUACAAGGAGAGAGGUGGAAAUAUUGGAUUUUUCCCUUGCACGUUGGCAGUGAGCUGCUUGAAGCUAUACUGUUGGUCGGAUAUUUCAUUUUUAGUAGCUUGCAUUUUCCACGUCCUCGAUGUUUUGUGUUACAUUACAUGACAGAACACAGACUUCAGAGUUUCUUACAGCCUGGCUAAGAGAAAUACUAAUACAUGUCACUUGCAUAAAAACAGUGCUCUUGAGCUGUAGAGGUACAAGUGUAAACAGAUCUGUCAGUUUAGACGUAGCAAUGUAAGUGAGAGUUUGCAAACUGAGAGCUGCUUGCAGUUUUGCGGGAAAGGUGACAGGAGGGAAACCUUAUUUAUAAGUGUGUUUCUGCUGCAUUUAGUGUUUGCUGGCCAAGAUAGGAGGCACCAGUCUGAGUGCUCUGCUUGUAUUUUGUUCCUUGCCUGUGAUGGCAGGUAGCUGACUUACCAAGAAGAUGAAAAGCAACAACCAGCAGUGAAGUAGAACAGCUUCUACAGUUACUGGCUCUGGGAGCUGGCACUAUUCAUCUACAUCCCCUGAUAUUGGUGGUGGUGUGAGAGGCACUGGAGUUCUGGUUUGCUCUGAGAUGAGCAGUGUCACUAUUAAGUGAGCAAUUUCAGGUCCUGGUGCCGCCUCAUAGCAGAAAGAGGACCUGCUUUGUCAGUGGGCAGCUCCUUGGACAAGUGACGAGAGCUGCCAAGCCUGUGCUUUGUGGCUGAACAGGCUGUUUUAGUGUCUGUGUUCAUUCAUGUGCCAGGCAGCUUUGUCACGCUGAAAGGACAAAGAGCAAAUGCACAGGGUGCACCCGGAACCCCUUGGUGCUGUGGCUCUACAGUGGAGCUGAGUUUGGACUCUGAUCUGAGUGAGCCGAUGUCCAUGUGAUUCUUAGCUGCUUAUUUCUGCUUCUCAGAGAGGCAACCACAGAAAAUGUGCGCUUCCCUUCUUGUUUCGAGAUGGCCCUGGCACCUGAAAGCCCCACUGGUGGCUGAGCACCGGUUCUUCCAAGGGGAACAGCCCCAGAAUCACAGAGGGGCAGCUCUGCACUCACAUCUCCAGAAGGAUGCUGUCGUAGAGGAAGGCAGUGAGGUCCCCCGGCAGCUGGAGCUGGUGAUAUCUUCUUGAUAGUCUCUGCCUAAUUUACCUGCUGCCAUCUUAAUGGCGUCACCCCAAGGAGCAUUCUGUGCACACAGCUUGGGGUGCAGCAGGGAUGCAUGCCCACCAGACCAAGGGCUCAGAGCGUUGUCCAGGCAUUGCUAGGAGGCAGCUGGUGUGGAGCAGAGGAGCGUGCCGAUAGCCUGGAAGCAAAGCCAAGCCCUCUGGAGGGCGCGUUUCUCCACAUCCUGUGCCACUGGUGAUUGAUCGUCCCUUCCACCCUUGUGUUUUUCUGUGCUCUCUCCCGACAUCUGCAAAUCAAUGAGCUGACAUUGAAGGAUGGGUCCGGGUGCCUGCAGCAGGGUGCCUGCCUGCUGCCUCUGAUCAAAGCCCUCUGCUGGAGCCGGCAGUGAGGGCGAGUGAGGACAGCGCGGGGCCAUCACACUGACCCUGGAGGUUGGACUUGGGCAGAGGUCGGCGUGGUGAGUGAAGUUCCGGGGGCUCUCAGGUGCACUUGGGCUCUGAAGGACAUCAUUUGCUUUUCUAUUCUUUUUAUUCCCUUUAUUUUUCCGAGGGCCUCCCCUGGGAGCUGAAAGUGGUUUGAUCGACACUACAAAGAAAGCGCACGAGGGUAAAUAAGGCUUUCUUGUGGAGUUUAAUGCAAGCUGCCUUUCAGUUCCAGUCUAUUUUCACCAGCUGUUUACAAAAUACCCUUUGCUACUGAAAUCAGCUUUCAGAGUUUCAGUGGAGGAUUUUGCCAAAGGAGCUCGAGUUUUGCUGCGCGCUUUUUCUCUUGGUUGCACCUUGAGAAAGCAGCCAAUUAUAGUGUGAUAUAAAGAAACCCGGAUGGCAGCUAAAACACUUGACAGCCUGAUCAAAACAAGGCUGGGAACUUACUCUCAACCUGCUGCAGGCAUAUUUAGCCUUGAGUGAUACUGGCAUGGGUUCAAGAGAAACCGCAGCAGCAUACCCGAUGUGUGUUUGGUUUCUAAUCACUAACACUUCAUUAUACAAAAUAAAUACUUUAUUAUUACAGCCUUUAUUAAAUUACAUAAUUUGUGGUGUGCCUUAUAGUCAGAUACUGAUGCCAGUCUGGUUCCAGUGGUGGUAACAGUGCUCUUUAUUUUUUCCCCUUGGUUAGAAGGCUCUCUGAGCCCCAGGCCAGGACUUGUCGCUCCCUGCAUCUUUCAGACCCUUCCGUCUGUUUUUGGGAACUGUCCGAGGAAAGGUUAAAAAUCAAACUGUAAAAUAACCUCCGUGUCCUGACCAACAUCCACUCUCCCCAAAACAGCAUCUGAUGCCCAGGGCUGCGUGCGAGCUAUUGCUGAGGCCACAGGGGCUCAUUAAAGUGUAUUGAGCUGCCUCAAGCGUGAAAGUUGCUGCAUAAAAUCAGAUUCUUUUUAUUAAAUGAGGACAUCCAUUACUUUGCACCAGCUACUGUACAUGUUAUAAUUCACUUUAUAGCACCAUCUGUUAAGGCUGUCUCGCUUAAGCUUUUUGCAGCAUCUUUUUAUUGUAAGUUAUUAAAAAAUAUGGCUGCAUCUAUUAAUCAUUUAUUAAUAAAGGGUUUAUAAAUGGACCCAUAUUUUCCAGCAGCACAGUCAGUUCAUCCACGCUGUGCAAGUCCCCACUGAAUGGGCUGCAGUGUGAUGCUGGGAGGCCCCCAGCUGCUGCCUGCCCUGGGGGCCAUGGGAGCAGCACCCAGCACUGCAAGAGUGCUUCACUGCCUGGAAGGGACGGCUCUGAGCAC